UUUAACUGUGUGCUGUUGCUGGGAAUGCAUUCUCAAUAUUUGAACACUUUUUUGUGUAAGAUGGUCGCCUCGUUCAUUCAUUAUUUUCUACUUGCGACAAUGGCUUGGAUGGCUGUAAACGCUGUUUACAUGUUUAUUUGUCUGAUUCUCGUUUUCAACACCCACUUCACAUUUUUUCUACUUAAAACAUGUGUUGCAGGAUGGGGUUUUCCAUUAAUAAUCGUCGCCAUCACAUUGGGGGUGAAUAAAACGGAAAGUUAUGGUUACACCUCUUCUGGAAUAUGUUGGGUGCAGCGUCCCGAGUUUUACUACGUGGUUGUUGGACCCGUACUUUUUACGCUGGUUGUCAACUGCACUGUGUUCUUGAUGAUUCUGCACCAGCUGCUACGUUUGUCACGGCUCAGUGGCCAAACCAGCUUAAACGAGAGUUCGACGAAGAGGUUGGCACGAAAUUUCCGCUCAGCCGUCAGUUUGUUUGUUCUGUUGGGUCUCACGUGGGUCUUUGCGUUUAUGGCUAUCGGAGCAGCGAAUACCGUGUUCACAUACCUGUUUGCGUUGUUUAGCUCUCUACAGGGCCUCUUCAUGUUUACUCUCUACUGUCUACUGAAAGAAGAAGUUUGGACUGUUUUGAAAAACUUAUGCUGUGGUAAAGAUGAGUUCUCUGAUAUAAAAAAGAACACAAUGACUACAUCAAGUACAUUUUAUAAAUCCAGCCUGAACGAAGAGGAAACAGUGAAAGAUAGUUACAACAUUACAAACAAAAUUUCACAUGAAUCUGUUGAAUCAGCGCCAUUGAAGGAUACAGGUGACACGACCUAGCAAGAUUCUAUUAAUUCUAUUUAUUCUCGGACGUUUUCUUUGGUUUUAAACUGGAUAUCUGGCUAAUAAUGAAGACGGGUGUGUUUCUGCCUCUGAUGUUUAGGCUUUGUCUCAGGUUAAAAAAAAGUGUCAGCAUCUCAAUCUAUAAGAUACUGCUUAAACGAGUUUGGAUUUAGUUAAAUUGUAAUGAA
Physella acuta is the source of this 1010-nucleotide messenger RNA. RefSeq names its product adhesion G-protein coupled receptor G6-like. The record is from RefSeq and is a predicted model, not a curated record. Lineage: Eukaryota; Metazoa; Mollusca; Gastropoda; Physidae. Gene Ontology annotation, biological process: adenylate cyclase-activating G protein-coupled receptor signaling pathway; cell surface receptor signaling pathway. Gene Ontology annotation, molecular function: G protein-coupled receptor activity. Gene Ontology annotation, cellular component: plasma membrane.